Molecule: messenger RNA, 1641 nt
Organism: Rattus rattus (black rat)
Lineage: Eukaryota; Metazoa; Chordata; Mammalia; Rodentia; Muridae
Gene: Acp6
Product: acid phosphatase 6, lysophosphatidic
Exons: 10
Coding region: 350-1591 (413 amino acids)
Biological process (GO): dephosphorylation
Molecular function (GO): phosphatase activity
Source: RefSeq, a predicted model, not a curated record
AGGGCAACAAAUUGCUUAGGAGCUUGGUUAUAAAAUGUGGUCUCGAAUCCCAAGUGUCCGUGUAACUCCUGAUUUUGCGGCCUCUCUUUCACCCGGUUUGAAGUGCAAGUUUCAGGUCCAAGCAGGAGCGGCUAGCGUCGUCUGGGCUUAAACUACGAUACAGUCUUUCUGCUCCCACCCAUUUCUCUCCAACCAGGCUCCCGCCCCUCGGGCCUUACUGUCGCCGGGUCGCCCCGCUAGAGUCGCUUGUUCUGAGAGCUGGAUGCACUUGCCCUCCAGUCCCCGCGAACUUCUGAGUAGCUGCUGAGCCCCGGUGCCUGCCGAGCCCUCAGCUUCCACAGCCUCCAGCAUGCGCGUGUGGGCCCCCGUGGGUGUCCUGGCUUCUCUGGCUUACUGCUUCCACCAGCGGAGGGUGGCUCUGGCCGAGCCGCGGGCGCCGGUGAACCGCAACUUACUGGAGCUGAAAAUGGUGCAGGUGGUGUUUCGACACGGGGCACGGAGUCCGCUCAAGCCGCUCCCGCUGGAGGAGCAGGUGGAGUGGAACCCCGAGCUUUUAGAGAUCCCUCCUCAAACUCUGUUUGAGUACACUGUCGCCAAUCUAGCCGGGGGCCCGAAACCUCAUUCUCAUUACGACACUGAAUACCACAGGACCGUCUUGAAUGGUGGCAUGUUUGCUGGGCAGCUGACCAAAGUGGGCAUGCAGCAGAUGUUUGCCCUUGGAAAGAGACUGAGGAAGAAUUACGUGGAAGAUAUCCCCUUCCUUUCGCCAAUCUACAACCCACAAGAGGUCUUCGUUCGCUCCACCAACAUGUUUCGGAAUCUGGAGUCUACUCGGUGCUUGCUGGCUGGGCUUUUCCAACGUCAGAAAGAAUCUGUCAUCAUCCAUACCGAUGAGGCAAUCUCUGAAGUCCUGUACCCCAACUAUCAGAGCUGCUGGAGCCUGAGAGAGAAGACCAGGGGCCGGAAGAAGGCUGCCAUUUCUCAGCCAGGCAUCUUGGAGGAUUUGGAAAAGGUGAAGGCUGGGGUGGGCAUCGCCGACAGUGACAACGUGGACUUCUUCAUUCUCCUGGACAACAUGGUUGCUGAAGAGGCACACAGCCUUCUAAGCUCCCCGGAACUGAAGAGAUUUGCCCAGCUGAUUGAGCAGAGAGCUGUGGACAUGGCCUUGUAUAUACUGCAACAGGAAGACAGGGAAAGUAUCCAGAUGGCCGUGGGCCCAUUCCUCUACAUCCUGGAGGGAAACCUGCUCAAAGCUGUGGACCCUUCCACCCCACCCAGCAAGACCAGGAAGAUGUACCUCUAUGCAACACACGAUGUAACCCUCCUGCCUAUGCUGUUGGCCUUGGGGAUUUUUGACAACAAGUGGCCCCCGUUUGCUGUUGACCUGACCAUGGAACUCUACCAGCACCAAAAAUCUAAGGAGUGGUUUGUGCGGCUCUCUUACAACGGGAAGGAGCAAGUACCAAGAGGCUGCCCUGACAAGCUCUGUCCACUGGACAAGUUCUUGAACGCCAUGUCAGCUUACUCUGUAAGCCCAGAAAAAUACCAAAGACUGUGCUCCCAAACAUGGAUAAUGGAACUUGAAGAGUGACUUCUUUACACAGACAAGUUGAUUUUUAAAUAAAGUGCCUUUAUAUAAAA